Raphanus sativus (radish) is the source of this 983-nucleotide messenger RNA. Its product is annotated as glutathione S-transferase T1-like. Lineage: Eukaryota; Viridiplantae; Streptophyta; Magnoliopsida; Brassicales; Brassicaceae. The coding region runs from base 91 to 816 and encodes 241 amino acids. The transcript has 7 exons. The record is from RefSeq and is a predicted model, not a curated record.
AACGAGGGAAUUUUCUUCGUGGGACACUUCUUCCCAAAACUAAUCACACCUUCUGAAACAUUCUGAUCCACAGAUCACAAGAAGAAGAAGAUGAAGCUGAAAGUGUAUGCGGAUCGUAUGUCACAGCCAUCUCGUGCUGUAAUCAUAUUCUGCAAGGUUAAUGGAAUCCAAUUCGAUGAGGUUUUGAUUAACUUGGCGAAGCGUCAGCAAUUAUCCCCUGAUUUCAUAGAGAUUAACCCAUUGGGGAAGGUUCCAGCUAUUGUUGACGGCAGAUUCAAGCUUUUCGAGAGUCACGCCAUCUUGAUUUAUCUUGCCUCAGCAUUCCCAAGUGUAGCGGAUCAUUGGUACCCAAAUGAUCUUUCGAAGAGAGCCAAGAUUCACUCUGUCUUGGACUGGCAUCACACCAAUUUACGCCCUGGUGCAGCUGGAUAUGUAAUGAAUAGUGUUCUAGCUCCAUUUCUUGGCCGUUCUCUGGAUUCGAAAGCAGCUGCUGAAGCUGAGAAGCUACUAACCAAGUCUCUGUCCACUCUGGAGACUUUCUGGCUUAAGGGCAAUGGUAAAUUCUUGCUGGGAAGCAACCAACCAUCCAUAGCUGAUCUCAACCUUGUAUGCGAGCUUAUGCAGCUCCAGAUUUUGGAUGAGAAAGAUCGUCUUAGGUUGUUUAGUCCUUACAAGAAAGUUGAAGAAUGGAUUGAGAAUACGAGGAAGGCGACACUGCCUCACUUUGAUGUGGUUCACAAAAUCCUUUACGGAGCCAAAGACAAAUUUGACAAGCAGCUGAAGAUGUCUAAACCGGGUUUUCAAUCUAAGAUGUAAGAAGAAGAAGAAAAAAGCUUGUAUUGGGGACGGUUUGUGCAAAACCUGUCUAAGGGAUUACUGUAAUAACUCGGUUCAACAUUCACAUUGUUGUAACCGAAACCAAAGUAUGUAAUCAUACUCACUUUAUCAGGGCUUUUAAUUAAUGAGACAUCAAUCAAUACCCA